AUAUAUAGUCAAAUGGUCCGGACUGCUUUUGAUCCAGGAUUUUAACUUCAAAGAACUGCAGCUACACACUUGAGCUCCUGUAAAGUGAGACUUAAACGCGAGGAAGAGAAAGUGGCCAUCUCGGGAUAACAGGAAUCGGAAUUAUAUCUGUACAGCUAUUCUUUGCGUUACCGAGCUUGUCAGUGGGUGUAGCUGCUGUACAGAAGCUGUCAGAUGACCAUGAAUCUCUGGAUAAUUACGUUAAGUUUGAUGGGGGUUGCUUGUGAUGUGCUACAAUUCGAACCAGCUUUACCUUCAACCAUUGGUUCUUGUCAGGUGCUGUGUUCUUGUGAAGAAAAGGAUGGAACCUUUAUGAUAAACUGUGAAGAAAGAGGCAUCAAGGAGGUAUCUCAAGUACAUGUUCCACCAUCCCGGCCUUUCCACCUUAGUCUUCUAAACAACAGUUUGACCAUGCUACACAUGAAUGAUUUCUCCAGCUUUAUCAAUGCUCUCUCUCUCCACCUUGGAUUUAACUAUAUUGUAGACAUUGAACCAGGAGCAUUUAAUGGGCUAAGUCUACUGAAGCAGCUUCAUAUCAAUCACAACUCUUUAGAAGUACUUAAAGAGGACACAUUUCAUGGGCUGGAGAACUUGGAAUUCCUUCAAGCAGACAACAAUUUCAUCACAAUAAUUGAAUCAAGUGCCUUCAGCAAGCUCAACAGGCUUAAGGUGCUCAUUUUAAAUGAUAAUGCCAUUGAGUUUCUUCCUCCCAAUGUAUUUCGCUUUGUGCCAUUAACUCACUUGGAUCUUCGUGGAAACCAGCUGCAAACUCUACCUUAUGUUGGCUUUUUAGAACAUAUCGGUAGAAUUUUAGAUCUUCAGCUGGAAGAUAACAAAUGGCUCUGUAAUUGUGACCUUCUGGAGUUAAAGAGUUGGUUAGAAAACAUGCCUCCCCAGUCUAUAAUAGGUGAUGUUGUAUGCCACAGCCCCCCCAUAUUGAAAGGUAACAUUUUAAGUAGAUUAAAACAGGAAUCACUCUGUCCCACUCACCCUACAAAUGACCUUGACUCCCCAUCAGGGUCAUUGCCGUUAGUGGUUACCACAUCAAUAAGUGAUGGUCACUACUCAACCAAGGUGAUACCUAUUUUUAAAGCUCCUACUAAGGAAUCCGGUUUAACACUUCAUGUAACAAAGCCAGCUACUCUGCUUCCUGGAAUAUAUUGUCCUGUCCCCUGUCAGUGCACUAGCCUUACCCUUUCAGGGAUUUUAAUGCAAUGCAUGGAACAAAACAUUGAAAGCCUGUCGGAUUUAGGGCCUCCCCCUCCAAAUCCGAAAAAGCUUAUUCUAGCAGGAAAUAUAAUUCAGACUUUACUGAAAUCAGACCUGGUAGACUAUGGUAGUCUAGAAAUGCUUCACUUGGGAAACAAUCGUAUUGAAGUCCUAGAAGAAGGAUCCUUUAUAAAUCUCACCAGACUGCAGAAAUUAUAUCUCAAUGGCAAUCAUCUCACCAAACUGAGUCGCAAUUUGUUUUUAGGCUUGCAACAUGUUGAGUAUUUGUAUCUUGAAUAUAAUGCCAUCAAGGAGAUCUUACCAGGGACAUUUAAUCCAAUGCCUAAACUUAAGGUCCUCUUCUUAAAUAAUAACCUUCUGCAGACUUUGCCACCCCAUAUUUUUUCUGGAGUUCCUCUCGCCAGGCUAAAUCUGAAAACCAACCAGUUCUCACAUUUGCCCAUAGGGAAUGUCUUAGAUGAUCUAGAUCUACUAAUACAAAUUGAGCUGGAAGAAAACCCUUGGGAUUGUACUUGUGACUCAGUUGGGCUGCAGCAAUGGAUACAAAAGCUGAAUAGAAAUGCAAUGACAGGUGAAAUUUUAUGUACAUCUCCGAGGCAUUUAGCUAAAAAGGAACUGAGAACUCUGAAUAGUGACAUGUUAUGUCCAGGCUUAAUCAACAGCCCAGCCCUCCCAACUCAUGCUAGUUUCAUAAUAGUCACAACAUCACCAACCACUGCCAACACAGCAGACACCAUUCUGCGAUCAAUCACCGAUGCCAUCCCUCUUUCUGUUUUAAUCCUGGGGCUUUUGGUUAUGUUUAUACUUGUCAUUUUUUGCGCAGCUGGCAUUGUUGUCCUCGUUCUCCAUCGACGGAGAAGAUACAAAAAGAAGCAGGCAGAUGAACAGCUGCGGGACAACAGCCCGGUACAGCUUCAGUACAGCAUGUAUGGUCACAAAACAACACACCACACCACUGAGCGCCCUGCCACAACCUUGUAUGAACAGCGUAUGAUCAGCCCCAUGGUUCAAGUGUAUCGAAGUCCAUCCUUCAGUCCCAAAUUUGCAGACCAUCAAGAGGAGAGGAACAACAAGGAUGGAAAUGAUUCUAAACACCUUCGCAGAAGUCUCUUAGAAAGGGAGAACUCCUCCCCUCUGACAGGGUCAAAUGUUAAAUACAAAGCUACGGACCAAUCAGCUGAGUUCCUGUCCUUCCAGGAUGCAAGCUCUUUGUAUAGGAACAUUCUUGAAAAAGAGAGAGAACUUCAGCAACUAGGGAUAACUGAGUAUCUACGGAAAAACAUUGCCCAGCUACACCCUGAUAUGGAAGUACAUUAUCCAGGAGCUCAUGAAGAGUUCAAGCUGAUGGAGAAACUUAUGUACUCCAGACCGAGAAAGGUUUUAUUAGAACAGACUAAAAAUGAGUAUUUUGAGCUCAAGGCCAACCUGCAUGCAGAACCUGAUUACCUGGAAGUCUUGGAACAGCAAACAUAAAGCAACCCUCCCCCUUUGGAAGGACUAGUACUAUCUUAACUUGGAACUUUGUAAAUAAAAGUGCCUUAUAAUAAUGUGUCAUCAAUCAGAACUUUAAGCACAGCAGUCAUCCGAGUAAAAAUAAACUCUCAGGGAUAACUGUGUGAAGAAGCCAUGGGAAAGUUUGCAGGCUAUAUGUGUCACCCCCCACAUUAAAUGUGAACUGUGUGUGACUGGAUUCUGGAGGAAAUUUAGUUUGCAUCGCCAUAUUCCUCCAGACCUGCAUGGCAAUCCCUCAUUCUUUCGCUAAAAACAAGAUUAAAACAUUUGUUACUUCAAUUCCCUUUUUAAAUCUGCAUUUACAGUACAUUUUCUUAGAAGUUAUCUGUAUACCUAGUUAAAACAGGCUAGUGUAUAUUGGUUAGGGAUUGGUCCCCACAUAUGAACAUUACCUACAGAUUGCACAUGACAUUGCCACAUAAUAAAUACAAGAGAAAAUUAUAUGAUUUUUUAAAAUGUAUUUAAUUGUGUGCACCUAGGUUCUGCCAAUACAUAAGUACCUUUUGUUUGGAAUGUUAUUUAUCAGAAAAUUGGUUAGAAUGUGUGGAUGGAGGGAAAAAACUGUAUACAUGUUUUAUCCAGGAAUUUAAAAGACAUAAAACCUUUUUGCCACUUUCCCUGUCUGGCGAUUUUAGUCACAUGUUGGACAAUCUUCAAUAUAAUGCUGCUAUAGACUCCUGUGCACCAUUAGUUCGACACUUAUAUCUGGGAAAUUUGGAAAGCUACUGAGAAUUUAUUGUAAAUAUAUUCUUAAACCAAUGAGUUGGAUGUUUUGUUUUUGUAUUUAUAUGAUUGACUUCUAUUAUGAUGGUGGAUAUUCCAGAGAAAACAUCAGUUUGUCAUGGCCAGUAAAUUACACAUGCAAGAACUUAUUUGUGCAUCUGUGCAAAUACACAUGCAAACCAGGAGAAAAAUAAGCAAUGAGUAUAAGUAUUUGUGUAUCUGCAUUUGCCACAACUAUAUAGCAAAAGAACUCUUUAAAUGGUCUGGUUUAAACAUGACAUCAGAUAUGUAAUAAAAACUACAUACCCUUACAUAUGUCGUGUUUGCGGCUAGCCGUAUUUCUGUUUAGAGUCACCGGAAUAUAUGCAUACAGCAUUAGAACACCAGGGAUUCUUCUCAUCUGGGUAUAUGCCAUCCUGACAUGUUAAUGCUGAACAUGUAGGUGUCAGUGACCAUGUGAUCCUAUGAAUGUCUUCUCAGAAAUAAGCCCUAUUGAGUUCCUCCAUGGGUAAGUGUGUAUAGGAUUGCGGUCUAAAUUUAAAUAUGAUGUUUUCUUUUUCAUACCCAAUGGGAUAUUUAAUCUGGGCCUCAGAUAUGGCCUAAGUCAUAAGAAAGCUGACAUGAAAGUAAGUUCCUUGGAGCCAUUUCACACAUUGCACUUCAUCAGACCCAGGUUUACUGCCAGCUGCACUCUCAAG
Messenger RNA from Elgaria multicarinata webbii, 4202 nucleotides. It is a transcript of the gene SLITRK6, whose product is annotated as SLIT and NTRK like family member 6. The transcript is spliced from 2 exons. NCBI's taxonomy places the organism in Eukaryota, Metazoa, Chordata, Lepidosauria, Squamata, Anguidae. Gene Ontology annotation, cellular component: plasma membrane. Gene Ontology annotation, molecular function: protein binding. Gene Ontology annotation, biological process: axonogenesis; regulation of presynapse assembly; positive regulation of synapse assembly. The record is from RefSeq and is a predicted model, not a curated record. The coding region runs from base 214 to 2742 and encodes 842 amino acids.